Drosophila kikkawai is the source of this 750-nucleotide messenger RNA. RefSeq names its product transcription initiation factor TFIID subunit 1. Lineage: Eukaryota; Metazoa; Arthropoda; Insecta; Diptera; Drosophilidae. The record is from RefSeq and is a predicted model, not a curated record.
AUGCAUAUCCCCCGGAGGUUCUUCUGCCUGAUCGUCAUUUGCCUGGCCCUCCUGGCCGGCGUUGAGUCGCGCAGGAGCGGCUACCGCUUGCCAAAGAUCCAGGGACGCAGUGCCUCCGACAGCAGUCCCUCGCGUCAGGACGUGGGCAGCGGUCGGGAUUUCAUGAAGAAGUUCAUGAUGAUGAGGGGUUUGUUCCAACAGCCCAGCGACAAUGUGAUCAUAAUUACAAAUCCACCGUCCACAACCACAACCACAACGACGGGGAACACGCCAACUUCAACCACAACCACAACAACAACCACACCCACGAGCAACACCACAGGCAGAUCUUUCGAUGAUAAAGCCGAAGUGCAAGAACCUGUACCCGUAGCCACGAUGAGUGCCCUAGAAGGCCUGGAGGAUCGCCUGGAUCUACCGGAGGCAGACCCACUGGUGGUCCAGGAGGUGACAACCCACAAGCCAAAAAUGCAAAAGAGAUUCAGGGUCAAGAAACUGCAGAGAAGCCAUGCGAGAAAGACCCAGGUCCGGCGACACAUCCACAGGCACCACAAGAACAAGAGCCAGCGGAGCCAGAAGAAGGUGCCGAAGAGCGGUAAGAAUCCAGAGGCGGCAAUCGUAAAUCACCAACGUAACAGCGAGGUGAACUUCAUCGAGCCAUAUCACAACGAUCGGCCCCAGAGGCAGACGAGUCAGUCUGGCUCCGAUUCGCGGCUUCAGCGCAUCUGGCGACGCUUUCAGAUAGCCAACUGA